Messenger RNA from Trichoderma citrinoviride, 4137 nucleotides. Its product is annotated as P-loop containing nucleoside triphosphate hydrolase protein. Gene Ontology annotation, biological process: siRNA processing. Gene Ontology annotation, molecular function: ATP binding; ribonuclease III activity; RNA binding. Bases 1 to 4137 code for a protein of 1378 amino acids. Gene Ontology annotation, cellular component: cytoplasm; nucleus; RISC complex. The transcript has 6 exons. NCBI's taxonomy places the organism in Eukaryota, Fungi, Ascomycota, Sordariomycetes, Hypocreales, Hypocreaceae. The record is from RefSeq and is a predicted model, not a curated record.
AUGAGGGCCUAUCAGAUCGAGAUGCUCGACAAGAGCCUCAAGCACAAUGCCAUUGUUGCUAUGGACACCGGAAGUGGCAAAACUCAAGUAGCCGUGCUUCGUAUCAAGAAAGAGCUGGAAACUUGCGAUGCGACAAAGAUUAUAUGGUUCAUCGCCACGACGGUUGCGCUGUGUGAACAGCAACACGACGUGCUCAAGCUGCAGAUACCUGCUGUGCCCAUGAUGACACUGGCUGGUAAUUCCAAUGUCGAUACUUGGGGGCCGGAUAUUUGGAAGACUCUUCUCGAAAAGGUUCGAGUCGUCAUCUCGACACCCCAGAUUCUGCUCGAUGCUCUUGAUCACGCUUACCUCAACAUGGAUAUUCUGGCGUUGCUUGUGUUUGAUGAAGUCCACAACUGCAUUGGCAAAAGUCCAGGCGGCAAGAUCAUGCUCAACCAUUACCAUCCGCACAAGGCGGCUGGUAACAGCGUGCCUGCUAUUCUGGGCUUGACGGCAACUCCAAGCAUUCAAUCUGAGCGCCAAGAUCUCGAUGCCUUGGAAUGGCUGAUGGACGCAAGAUGCGUCUCGCCCACUCUCCAUCGGGACGAACUUCUCAAAUGCGUCAAGAGGCCCAAGAUCAAGCACGUCAUCUACUUUCCCGGCGAAGAAGACUUUAUGACUCCCACUAUGCGCGACCUGGACCGGGUUUAUCGAGAGCUGGACAUUCGAGAAGAUCCCUACAUCCUCAUGCUGCGCAACGACCUCUCGGACCGGAAUAAGCGGAGCUUGGUCAAGGCGCUUGAGAAGUAUGACACCUACACGCAGAAUCAUAUGAAGUCCUUCUGCGCCCGGUCGAGAGAGGUAUGCAGGCAGCUUGGCCCCUGGGUUGCUGACCUGUACAUCUGGAAGGCCAUCUCAUCUUACUUGGAGAAUAUGGACAAGAAAAAAGAUGGAGUCGAUGAGUAUGGUAACAAGUGGUCGUCGGGCCCCCCGACGAGCUACCUGGAAAAGAAACACCUGGCCGACAUCUAUCGCCGCGUCAAAGUCCAACCUCCUCCCGAGGUGCCACAGGCCUUUGACGACAUUUCGGACAAAGUUGGCCGACUGCUCACCGAGCUGCUAUCGAUAGAAGAGGCCACAGUGGGCAUCAUUUUCGUCCAGGAGCGAGUCAUGGUGGCCAUGCUGGCCGAGGUCCUCUCCAUCAACCAGGCCGUCACGUCUCGGUAUCGAAUCGGGACCAUGGUUGGAACCUCGAAGCAUGCUGCACGAAAAAAGGCCGUCCACGAGUUUGACCAGAAGACGGACUAUAAGGAUCUGCAGAGCUUCCGCUCUGGCAAGAUCAACCUGCUGAUUGCGACGUCAGUGUUGGAGGAGGGCAUCGACGUGCCUGCCUGCAACCUCGUUAUAUGCUUCGAUGAGCCCACGACCCCAAAGGCGUUUAUUCAGCGGCGCGGACGGGCUCGCUCCAAGGACUCGAGACUCGUUCUUUUCUUUGACCACGCCAACCCUGCUAUACAACAGUGGCAGGCUAGAGAGGAGGAAAUGAAUAAGAUUUUUGAAGACGAAGAGAGGGCGGCACGUGAGCUCAGCAGACUGGAAGACUCGGAGGGCCCGAGCAGCAUGUUCUUCAUCGUCCCGUCCACCGGCGCAAGGCUGGAGUUUGACAAUGCUAAGCAGCACCUCGAGCACUUCUGCAGAGUCUUGUGCCCGUCAGAUUAUGUGGACAGCCGCCCGGACUACAUCAUCCAGAACGAGGGCGACUCUUAUUUGAAGGCCACCGUGCUGCUCCCUCCAUUUCUGCCGGUGAAGCUGAGGCAGCACACCAGUGCUUCCCCUUGGCGCUCCGAGAAGAACGCUACCAAGGAUGCCGCAUAUCAGGCGUAUCUCGCCUUAUAUGACGCGAAGCUGGUCAACGACAAUUUGCUGCCCUUAAAGUCCAGCGACAUGUUGUCCGGACUCGAUAAGCGAGUAUCCGAGGUGCCGGUUGAGCCGUUGAUGAAGCCAUGGCAUCAUGUUGCUCCUGCAUGGCGGGAAGCUGGCGACAAGUGGCUUUACUCCGUGAGUUGCGUUGAGGAGGAUGGCCGAGUGAGUGCCGAGUACGAGAUUCUUCUGCCGGUCUGGCUGAACCAGCCCCAACCUUUGCGAAUGUUCCUCGACCGCAACCACAUUGUGGAGCUCCGGCUGGGGGCUGGGAAACCCGUGCCGCAUGAACAGGUUGCGUCCUUGCCAGAUCAUACCUCGACUCUGCUGGCGCUGCACUUUGGUCACCGGUGGCCGGUUGAGCAAAGAGAGCACGUAAUUCGUGUCUGGGCGAAAGAUCAGUCAUUAUCGAUGGACCAAAUUGGCGACGUCACAUACGAUCCCCAGAAUGAGAGAUUCAACCAGGGAGAGUUCCUCAUCCGGGACAACACCAAAGCCCCCUAUCUGUACAAGGACACUAUCGCGUUCAAGCCCGAAGCGAGCCAGGUCCAGAAUACCUUUUACGAGUAUGACAAGGCGCCCGAAAACGUGCCCUAUCUCGUGCUCACCAAGUGGACGCGGCGGACAGACUUUCUGCACCCCCUUCAGGGAGAUCCCACCAAGAACGAGGUCAGCAGCAAGCCGUACGCGCGCGUGUAUCCGCUGCAGUUGGCGACCGUCGAUUCCAUCCCGGCCAGGCAUGCCCAGUUUGGCAUGUUGAUCCCGAGCCUGAUACACGAGCUCGGCGUCAUGCUCUUGGCUAAAGAGCUGGCCCACUCCGUUCUGCAAAGAAUUGGUAUUUCGGAUCUGUAUCUGGUCAAGGAGGCCAUCAGCGCGCGGAGUGCCUCGGAGCCGGUGAACUACGAAAGGUUGGAGUUUCUGGGCGAUUCGAUUCUCAAGUUCUGUGCCUGUAUGCGCGCUGCUGCUGAAAAGCCCGAUUAUCCUGAGGGCUAUCUCUCAUUCUGGCGGGACCGGCUCGUUUCCAACUCCAGGCUGUACAAAGCCGCUCUCGAGUUUGGGCUGCCGCGAUUCAUGGUAACAAAGCCCUUUACCGGCCAAAAGUGGCGUCCAUUUUACUUGGAUGAUGUCCUCCAAGAAGGGGACGGCGCUGUUCCAGAGAAGAGGAAACUAUCUACAAAGACACUCGCAGAUGUGGUUGAAGCACUGAUUGGGGCAUCGUACGUUGAUGGGGGUCUUGCCAAGGCGGUGACUUGCAUCUCCACGUUCAUCCCCGAAGGCUUGUGGACAAGUGUGGAUGCAGACAGGGAGUCUCUUUACGCGAGAAUGCCAGAGGACGAGCCUCUUCCGCCGACGUUGGAGCCGUUGGAGACCCUGAUUGGAUACAAGUUUCGAAAGAAGGCUCUCUUGAUUGAGGCCCUGACGCAUGCCUCCUACGCGGCAGACACAGGAAAACGGUCUCUCGAGAGGCUGGAAUUCAUAGGAGACGCUGUCCUGGACAACAUAAUCGUUACGAAGCUGUUUAAACUGAAGCCGGCGCUGGCCCACUUUCGGAUGCAUACACUGAAAACGGGCUUGGUGAAUGGCGAGUUCCUUGCUUUUAUGACGAUGGAGCACGGGGUGCAACUGGCGGCGAACCUUGUGGUGAAGGACGAUGGUUCCAUGGAGACCCCGGAUGACGUCUCCUACUUGUGGUCCUUUAUGAGGCAUGCCUCGUUUCCCAUUGCUAUCGAGCAGAAAGAGACGACAAAGCGGCACGCGGCUCUGAGAGAGCAGAUUCUCGACGCCAUGGAGAAGGAUGACCACUACCCCUGGGCCCUUCUGGCCGCGCUGAACCCCAAGAAGUUUUACUCGGACCUGUUCGAGGCCGUUCUGGGCGCCGUGUGGAUCGACUCUGGGUCGCUGGCGGCGUGCGAGGGGAUGGUUGCGCAGUUUGGGAUACUAAAGUACAUGGAUCGGCUGCUGCGUGACGAAGUCCGUGUGCAGCAUCCUAAGGAGGAGCUGGGCAUGUGGGCGAACACGGAGACUGUGACGUACGAGCUGGAAGUCAAGGACAGCGAGCAGAGCGCGGGGGAGAAGGAGUACUUUUGCAAGGUGUUUGUUGGGAAGCGGGAGGUUGUGGUUGUGCGCGGGGGGGUCAAUAAGGAGGAGGUGAAGACGAAGGGUGCGACGGAGGCGUUACGGAUUUUGAGGGAGGAGAAGAGGCUUAGUACCGGGGAUGUGGUGAUGGUGGGAUUGUGA